AUGGCUCUUACUGGCAGAAUUACUCGUGAAUUUGGAAACCCCACAUUUCUUGUUUCUCUUGACUUGGAAAGAAACAAUUUCCAGGGAAAUUUGCCUCAAGAAAUGGCACGCUUGCAUCGGCUUAGGUUUCUUGAUUUAAGUUUCAACAAAUUCAGAGGGGAGGUUCCUUCUUGGAUCGAAUUCAUUGCAUUUACAGCCAAUAGCUUAUCAGGAUAUCUUCCCAAUGGUUUAUGCAAUGGUCUCCCAAUACUAAAAGGGCUUUAUCUAUCCACAAACAAGCUUCGCGGUCAUAUGCCUACUAGCUUACCAAAUUCACUAAUUCAAAUUUUGUCUUUAUCAGAAAAUGAGUCUGAUGGACCAAUACAUAGUGAAAUUGGAAGAUUGAGUAACAUGCAGAAAUUGGCCCUCGGAACUAACCAUUUCACUGUGUUAGCCAUGGAGAAAAACCAGAUUACUGGGUCUGUCCCGAUCUCCAUAUUCAAUAUCUCAUCGCUGCAAAUUUUGUCAGCAUGGCAGAACAAUCUUAUAGGUGAAAUACCCAAAGAGAUAAGCAAUCUCAUUGAGUUGGAGGAGCUUGUUCUUGCUGAUAAUAGUCUUAGUGGUUCACUUGAUACGGAGAUCAUCAACAUAUCAGGGCUGAGAAUAAUUGAUCUUUCAUCCAAUAAUCUAUCAGGAAGCCUCCCACCAAACUUAGGUUCUAUCUUACCCAACAUUGAAAGACUUUUUCUGGGUAGCUUAACCAAUUUUGUUGGGACUAUUCCUCAUUCAAUAUCCAAUUGUUCAAAACUUUCUAUUCUUGACCUUUCCGACAACAAACUCACUGGAUUGAUUCCCAAUUCUCUUGGAUAUUUGACUCAUCUACAGUAUCUAAACUUGGAGGGAAACAAUUUAACAAGUGACUCACUGUUAAGCUUGCUGACAUCCUUAACAAACUGA
Messenger RNA from Capsicum annuum, 936 nucleotides. Its product is annotated as leucine-rich repeat receptor-like serine/threonine-protein kinase At1g17230. The record is from RefSeq and is a predicted model, not a curated record. Gene Ontology annotation, molecular function: protein binding. Lineage: Eukaryota; Viridiplantae; Streptophyta; Magnoliopsida; Solanales; Solanaceae. The coding region runs from base 1 to 936 and encodes 311 amino acids. The transcript has 4 exons.